AUGUACCUCGCCAGUGUUAGUUACUCAAUUGGCACUAGUCCAUACUCAGUAUCAGUUAUCGAUGUAAAUGGUGACAACCAACCUGAUAUAGUUACCGCAAACUAUGGUGCAAAUACUACUACUGUUUUGAUCAAUACAGGCGAUGGCACCUUUUCUUCGCAAGUUACUUACCCAGUUGGUAGUUAUCCAAGAUCACUAUCAGUUGUCGAUGUCAAUGGUGACAACAAACCUGAUAUAGUAACCGCAAACGGUGGUAAAAAUACUACUAGUGUUUUGAUCAAUACAGGCGAUGGCACCUUUUCUUCGCAAGUUACUUACCCAGUUGGUAGUUCUCCAUUCUCAGUAGCAGUUGUCGAUGUAAAUGGUGACAACAAACCUGAUAUAGUCACCGCCAACUAUGGUGCAAAUACUACUGCUGUUUUGAUCAAUACAGGCGAUGGCACCUUUUCUUCACAAGUUACUUACUCCGUUGGCUAUAGCCCAGUAUCAGUAGCAGUUGUCGAUGUAAAUGGUGACAACAAACCUGAUAUAGUUAUCGGAAACCAGUAUGCAAAUACUGUUAGCGUUUUAAGGAAUACAGGCAAUGGCACCUUUUCUUCUCAAGUCACUUACUCAGUUGGUACUACUCCAAACUCAGUAGCAGUUGUCGAUGUGAAUGGUGACAACAAAUCUGAUAUAGUUACCGCAAACCGGGGUGCAAGUACUGUUAGCGUUCUAACGAAUAUCGGUGAUGGCACUUUUUCUUCUCAAGUCACUUACUCAGUUGGUAGUAGUCCAUACUCAGUAGCAGUUGUCGAUGUCAAUGGUGACAGCAAAUCUGAUAUAGUUACCGCAAACCAGGGUGCAAGUACUGUUAGCGUUCUAACGAAUAUCGGUAAUGGCACUUUUUCUUCACAAAUUAAUUACUCAACCGAUCAUGGCCCAACAUCAGUAGCAGUUGUCGAUGUAAAUGGUGACAACAAACCUGAUAUAGUUACUGCAAAUAAUGGUGCACUUACUACUAGCGUUUUAAGGAAUACAGGCAAUGGCACUUUUUCUUCUCAAAUUCCCUACUCAACUGGUAGUGGCCCAUACUCGGUAGCAAUGGUCGAUGUAAAUGGUGACAAUAAACUUGAUAUAGUUACUGCAAACCAGGGUGCAAGUACUGUUAGCGUUCUAAUGAAUACCGGUAAUGGCAUUUUUUCUUCGCAAGUUAAUUACUCAACUGGUAAUAGCCCAGUAUCAGUAGCAGUUGUCGAUGUAAAUGAGGACAACAAACCUGAUAUAGUUACUGCAAAUAGUGGUGCAAGUUCUGUUAGCGUUUUAAGGAAUACAGGCAAUGGCACCUUUUCUGCUCAAGUCACUUACUCAGUUGGUAGUACUCCNACCCGUUCAGACCCAAAUUAUUUUUUGCCGAUUUGGAUCAAAAUAAACUCGUAA
Adineta ricciae is the source of this 1419-nucleotide messenger RNA. The record is from the annotation of a GenBank genome assembly. NCBI's taxonomy places the organism in Eukaryota, Metazoa, Rotifera, Eurotatoria, Adinetida, Adinetidae.